UCUCGUUCUGCUGUCCUGACAGAGCACAGAGCAGGGUGUGUUUGAUUUUGUCUCAGAGCAGGAUGAUUGUUGUGAAGCCAGCGGUGCUGCUGCUGCUGCCGCUGCUGCUGGCGGUGAUCGGCACCGACGCGGCGCCGUGCACCAGAGAAUGUGCCCGUCUGACCAAAAUGCUGCCAACAAAAGACGUGCACAAGAUUUUAGGGGACUGGGUUAUGGUCUGGUCCGUCUCUGAUACCCAGCAAGGCUCUGACCGGCUGGGAAACCUCUCCAGCUCCUACAUCAGAUUCCAACUCCUCCCUGACAACAAAACCAUCAUGUUCAACAAGAGGAGCAUGUUACUUGAUAUGCUGUGUUCUAAGUAUGAUUUCAACAUAUCGUUGAACUUUGACCCCUCCGAAUACCACACACUGCACAUCAUCUCUGCCUUGGGGGAGAAUUUUUUCUAUGAGAGCUGCUCCGACUGUCUGGCGUUGGUCUACAGAGGCAAAAUGGCCAACACAAGCAAAGUGGGCCGAUUCCUGUUCAUCUUCUGGAGGGAGGGGCACCAUCGGGAUGUUGAGCUGUUGAAAGCGGCACACAGCGAUCAUAAGAAACUGGCAGAGUGUCUGGGAUUUCCUCACGACAAACCGUUCAGCUACGAUGGAGCUACAGACUGAAGAGGACUAACCAGGACCAGUAAAUUGAACUUGAUGUGCACAGUUGGUGGAGGGGAGUUUUAGUGUUUCACCUAAACAAAAAAAUAUUAGAAAUAGCAAAUAAUUAAAUUAAAUUAAAUAAUUGAUAAUUAUUUUAUUAUUAAAUAAUCUUGUCUCCUCACAGGUUCUUGUCAUUUGAAAUCUUCUCCAGCAGCGCAGCCUGAACAUUCCUGAAGAUGUUGGAACAAACAAA
Messenger RNA from Siniperca chuatsi (mandarin fish), 888 nucleotides. RefSeq names its product saxitoxin and tetrodotoxin-binding protein 1-like. The record is from RefSeq and is a predicted model, not a curated record. NCBI's taxonomy places the organism in Eukaryota, Metazoa, Chordata, Actinopteri, Centrarchiformes, Sinipercidae. Bases 63 to 656 code for a protein of 197 amino acids. The transcript is spliced from 6 exons.